AAGAGAAGACCCGAGAUGGCCACGGCAAUUGAAGGAGCAAUGGAAUGCCUCUUUUACCCCCUCUUUCUUACCCCGUUCGUUCAAUAUAUAAGUGAACCAGCGCGCCGGAACGUGUACCACAGUCAGUCGGCGUUUCGUGUUUUGUGUGUUUCUUUCAUUUUGUUUUAACGGCGGCUGUGUGGCCUCUCGUUCGCACGUGCCCGCGAGAACACGUGGCGCGAGAAACACAUGCUCCUCCGGGAACGCGAGGCGACGCGACGCGCGCCCCUUUCAAGCGCCACGGCCACGCGAUUCGCGUGCGAGAGGAGCCCGUGCGAGAACCUAUCAUUUUCAAUUCCGCCUUUCCCCAAUAAAAUUCUCAUAUCAGAAACACCGCCGUAAAUAUCGUAGGAGGCUAAAUUAGCGCGAGACAAUUACAGAAUUACAGAAUAUUUAAAAUUAAAGAUACCGAGGAUUGUCUGAUCGUUAAUUCGCGGAGCAGAUUGAUGAGGAACAUCGUUACACGUCGAUUACACAUCCCGUUUUUCUGAGCGUGCCUAAUCGCGACAGAUUUUUCACGUGGAGGUAAUUAAAAAAAAGAAGACAAAGACAGAAGUGAUUAGAAAACUUUGUAUCAGUAUUCAAGAAGAAUUAGAAAGAAAGAUGAAGUCAAUCAGAUCUGAUUGGCGGGUGAGUCUCCUGGUAUUGCUAACGGUGACGGUGGCUGCCGGAACGAGACCUGAAACUGUCCUUAGAGACGUUCUCGCGAGGCCUUUUGUUCCACGAGAAAAUGCAUCUCCAGAAUGUCUCCAUGACAGCAAAAUCUAUCUUAAAUCAUUAGAAACUUACACACCCUGGGCACUCAAAAUGUUCGACGCCUCGGUUAAAAUACCAUCGGGCAUAAUCACCGGCAAUUACAAGCAGCUAGGUAAUUUUGAUGAAUGCUUACAAGUGAAGAACGAACACGGAUUCGUUGGUCAGGCUUGCAACACGGCAGUGCAAUUCGAGAUCGCAGCAGACAAUGGUGCACCACGUGAAUUAGAUUUGGGAGAUUUGUUCGUGAACGUCGCGAUUGCAUCGAAUGCAUCAAAAUGGACCUCUGGUACUACGGUAACAUACGAAUGGAUGUUUUGCGUUCCAUCUACUUGCAAUCAUACGGAAAUACAGGAAGCCCUCGAGUUCGCCCUCGAUCCAUUAAAGGUAGACGGGCGAGUAGAGAUAACUAUCAAUGUUACUAAGAAAUCGUGUCACACUGCGGAGACUGUUAAAACAACCUGGGAUAUUUCUGAUUGGUGUUACACAUCGAUUCUUGUACUGUUCGCAAUAAUCAUUAUAGCUUCUACGACAUAUGAGAUUGCAGCCCAACGGUGGGCUAUUACAUCGGAAAAGAGUGGUAUUUUGACAGCAUUUUCUUUAUACAAAAAUGGGAAGGAAUUAAUGCAGACCGAGAGACGUCCAGGAUCUAUUCGCUGUUUAGAUGGCUUGCGUUUCAUUAGUAUAGCUUGGAUUAUUUUCGGUCAUACUUACUACAUGGAGACUGUUACUGUCAAAAUGAACCUUACUCAUAUUCCAUAUAUGCAUUAUGAUUGGAUGAAUAUGCUGGUGCUCAACGGCAACAUCGUUACGGAUACUUUCUUUCUUCUGAGCGGGACUCUGCUCGCUUACACCGAACUGCGGAAGAAGGAACGACGUUCCUCGAAAUGGCGUUUCGACGUGAUAGGACUUUAUAUUCAUCGUUAUAUAAGAUUAACGCCGGCCUACGCAAUGAUGAUCGGCUUUUAUGCCACUCUGUUGUACAAAUUUGGCACAGGCCCGCGCUGGGACACCUGGAUCGGUUCCAAUAGAGACUUCUGCCGCGAGAAGUGGUGGAUCAAUUUGCUCUACCUUAACAAUUACCUCAACGUGUCAGACAUGUGCAUGUCCCAAUCCUGGUAUCUAGCGACCGAUAUGCAAUUUGUUUGGCUGUCGCCGAUUAUAUUGUAUCCUAUGCUCAAAUUAAAGAGUCGAUUUUUCAUCAUUGUUUUGACUAUGUUCUUGAUUGCUUCGGUCCUAGCGCCAUUCAUUACAACUUAUACUCUUCAACUUAUGGGCACCAUGCUUUAUUAUAAAGAACAGAUGGACUUAAAUCAAGUUUUCCUGGAGAUCUAUAUAAAGACAUACAAUAGAUUUGGAUCUUACGUGGUCGGAAUAGGUCUCGGAUAUGUGUUAUAUAAGACACAAUCUUAUCCCGUCAAAUUACGUAUUUGGUCGGUGGUUCUGGGCUGGAUAGUCGCAAUUGUGGCUGGUUUAUCGGUAAUUUUCGGAUCGCGGAACAUGUACUUCGACACUUACGUAUAUAACAGAUUAGAGGCAAGCUUGUACGCAGGUUUACAUCGACAGGUCUUCGCGAUUUCAGUCUCUUGGAUCAUUUUCUGCUGCGUGCAUGGAUACGCAGGUCUCAUCAAUCAUCUACUUUCUUGGCGUGGAUGGAUAUCGCUCAGCAAAUUGACCUACUGUGCUUAUCUUUCUCAUUUUCUGUUCAUAUUAUCAGACGCUGGAGCUGUUCGGACUAGCGGCAAUUUGACAUUGAUGAACGUGACGCGAGCUUUCUUCGCCAAUUUGGUGUUCACAUUGAUAUUAUCUGUGGUAUGGAGUCUCUGCUUCGAGAUGCCCUUCAUAAACAUUUCCAGUAUUAUCUUCGGACGCAAACGAAAUUUAUCGAAGCACUUGGACUGUUCGACGGCAUCUGCCAAAGAGAUUUGUCAGCCAAAAAACGAAUCUUCAGUUACGAGUGAUCCUGUAAAAUACGAUGUUGCCUGUUGCGAUCUAGAAACUGUUGGAGAAAAAGGUGAGAAUGGCAUAAAAUAUGUCAAUGGCAAGGUAGAACAAAGUAUCGAUAAAAUAUACAUUGUUACUCCUAUCAAAUGCGAUGAGACAUGCUCGGCUGUGAAUACUAAUAAUGCAACAACAAAUUCCUAUACCAACGUCGAUUUAUACUAUGGUAUCGAACAGCACGAACGAAUAAAUUCAAAUGAGAAAGAAUCAGAAUCGAUUGAUAUCGAUCUUGUCAACAGUUCAGAGGAAUCAAAGGAAUGCUUGAGGCAUAAUUAAAAAAUUAAAUUUGAUGGAUUUAUAGAUAAAUAAUCCAUAUUCCAUUAUCGAAUAAUCCAUUAGAUUAAUUCAAUUAGAUUUAGUCGAUGAUUAAUUAUUUUAUUAUAUUAUUAUUAUUAUUAUAUUAAUAGUUAUUAUGAGACAAAUUGUGAUAACGUACAUACGUUGAUUAAAUAUAUUCAUUUUUAGUAGGAAAGAAUAAAGCAAGAUUGUAAGA
Pogonomyrmex barbatus (red harvester ant) is the source of this 3286-nucleotide messenger RNA. Its product is annotated as O-acyltransferase like protein. Gene Ontology annotation, molecular function: acyltransferase activity, transferring groups other than amino-acyl groups. NCBI's taxonomy places the organism in Eukaryota, Metazoa, Arthropoda, Insecta, Hymenoptera, Formicidae. The record is from RefSeq and is a predicted model, not a curated record.